This is a messenger RNA of Brugia malayi, 1797 nucleotides long. RefSeq names its product abnormal cell lineage protein 2, putative (gene Bma-lin-2). The transcript has 13 exons. Gene Ontology annotation, cellular component: cell-cell junction; plasma membrane. Gene Ontology annotation, molecular function: signaling receptor binding. NCBI's taxonomy places the organism in Eukaryota, Metazoa, Nematoda, Chromadorea, Rhabditida, Onchocercidae. The record is from RefSeq and is a predicted model, not a curated record. The coding region runs from base 1 to 1797 and encodes 598 amino acids. Gene Ontology annotation, biological process: regulation of neurotransmitter secretion.
AUGGUUAAUUUUCAAAGAUCCAUCAAACUGGUAACUGAUAUGCGUAAAGAACAUGAAGUAGAGUUGCUAUAUGAUCGGAUAUCGAAUCUAUCGAUUCAACCAUUAGUACUGGAGCAUGAUUCUGCUAGUUAUGCUAGAGAGUUAUGCGUACAAAUUGGUGGGUUCUUGCAACCUUCAGCUGAAGCAGUAGAAUUACGACAGUUACUUGAAUCACAAGAAAUUGAGGCAGUGUUACAAGCAUACGAUGUAAUAAUCCAUGAAAUUUAUGAGGGUAAUGCUCGUGUCAAUUGCGCCGCAGUGGAAAUAAGUGGCAAUAAUGAAAAAAUUGUCCAUCAACAGCAAAGUGCGCUUCCACAAAUGUCUGUUCAGGCGUCCACAUCAUCGCAGUUACCAUUUUCAUACCUUAACGGUGGUGUACUUCGAACGCAGACAUCUCACGCAGUUACAUCUUCCUUUGGUACUGCGGCGAACGAGCUACAGCAGCCGUUCGGGCUAUCGCCGCUUCAUGAUGAUGAUGAUCUGAUGAUGGAUUCCGUCAGUCGAGUACGCUUAGUGCAAUUUCAGAAAGAUACCGAAGAACCGAUGGGAAUUACUUUGAAGGUGACGGAAGAUGGUCGAUGCCAAGUGGCUAGAAUCAUGCAUGGUGGAUUGAUACAUAGGCAGGCAACUCUUCAUGUUGGUGAUGAAAUUCGUGAAAUCAAUGGUGUCAAUGUGCUGAACCAAAGCGUUGAAAUGCUACAGCGGUUGUUGCGCGAUGCACGUGGUGCCGUGACAUUCAAGAUAGUCCCAUCCUACCGCAGUGCUCCACCAGCAUGCGAAAUAUUUGUCCGAGCUCAAUUUGACUAUGAUCCGGGACAAGAUGACUUGAUUCCAUGUCCACAGGCCGGCGUUCCAUUUAAAACCGGCGAUAUUCUCCAGGUGAUAUCAAAAGAUGAUCAUAUUUGGUGGCAAGCGCGAUAUAUCUCUCAGUUUCCAGCUCUUGGAAAUGGUGGUCCCAGUGGUACACAUACUCCGGGUGCCUCGGUUGCUGGUUUAAUACCAUCACUGGAGUUGCAGGAAUGGAGAACUGCUUGCUUGGCUAUGGAACAAGCUAAAGACAAUACUCAUUGUAUGUGGCUCAACAAGAAAAAAAAAUAUUAUACAACCAAGUAUCUUCAGAAACAUUCCGCUUUAUUCGAUCAGCUUGAUCUCGUCACUUAUGAAGAGGUAGUACGUUUGGCAACAUACAGACGUAAAACGUUAGUAUUGCUGGGCGCUCAUGGUGUUGGCCGAAGGCACAUCAAAAAUACACUUAUUCAUAGGCAUCCACAAAGGUUUGCCUAUCCUAUACCGCAUACAACAAGACAGCCAAGAAAAGACGAAAUUGAUGGGAAACAUUACUAUUUUGUAUCUAAUGAUUGUAUGCUUACCGAUAUUCAAGCAAAUGAAUACUUGGAGUAUGGGACCAACGAGGAGUGCAUGUAUGGUACCAAGCUGGAAACAAUUCGCAAUAUUCACAGGACAGGAAAAAUAGCUAUCUUGGAUGUCGAACCUCAAGCGCUGAAAGUUCUCAGGACAGCUGAGUACGCUCCAUUUGUUGUUUUUAUUGCUGCACCAAAUCUGCACGGUUUACAAGAUCCAGAUGGUAGCUUGGAACGUUUGCUGCGAGAAAGUGAAAUUCUUCGGCAGGCAUUUGGACACCUUUUUGAUUACGUGAUACUGAAUAACGAUAUUGAUGAGACAAUUCGACAACUGGAGCUUGUAGUGGAGAAACUUAACGCCUGUCCACAGUGGGUGCCAGUUUCCUGGAUCUAUUAA